This is a messenger RNA of Neopsephotus bourkii (Bourke's parrot), 937 nucleotides long. RefSeq names its product ADP ribosylation factor like GTPase 8A (gene ARL8A). The coding region runs from base 101 to 661 and encodes 186 amino acids. The transcript has 7 exons. Gene Ontology annotation, biological process: anterograde axonal transport; protein transport. The record is from RefSeq and is a predicted model, not a curated record. Gene Ontology annotation, molecular function: GTP binding; GTPase activity. NCBI's taxonomy places the organism in Eukaryota, Metazoa, Chordata, Aves, Psittaciformes, Psittacidae. Gene Ontology annotation, cellular component: lysosomal membrane.
CUCGGCUCGGCUCGGCUCGGCUCGGCCCCGCCCCGGCUCGGCCUCACUCGGCUCGGCUCGGCACCGCUCGGCUCGGCCCGGCCCGGCCCGGCCCGGCAGGAUGCUGGCGCUCUUCAAUAAGCUGCUGGACUGGUUCCGGGCGCUGUUCUGGAAGGAGGAGAUGGAGCUGACGCUGGUGGGGCUGCAGUACUCGGGCAAGACCACCUUCGUCAACGUGAUCGCGUCAGGACAGUUCAAUGAAGACAUGAUCCCGACAGUGGGCUUUAACAUGAGGAAGAUCACCAAGGGGAACGUUACCAUAAAGCUCUGGGACAUCGGUGGCCAGCCGCGGUUUCGCAGCAUGUGGGAGAGGUACUGCCGUGGAGUGAGUGCCAUCGUGUACAUGGUGGAUGCCGCCGACCAGGAGAAGAUAGAGGCCUCCAAGAAUGAGCUGCACAACCUGCUCGACAAGCCACAGCUCCAGGGCAUCCCGGUCCUAGUCCUGGGGAACAAGCGAGACCUGCCCGGUGCCUUGGAUGAGAAAGAGCUCAUUGAGAAGAUGAACCUCUCUGCCAUCCAGGACCGAGAGAUCUGUUGCUACUCCAUCUCCUGCAAAGAAAAGGACAACAUCGACAUCACCCUACAGUGGCUUAUCCAGCACUCGAAGUCCAGGAGAAGCUGAGAUCCCGCAGGCUGCGGUUCACAUCGGGAAGAUGCCAUUGUACAAGCCCAUGCCCCUUCUCUCUUCUCCUCUGUCCCUUCAGCUCUCUCUCUAGAUGGGUAUUUUUAGGGGACCCCAGACUCCGCUCGCGUUGAGGUGGAGCCCUUGUUUUUAUUGUAAAGAGAAUGUCCAGCCGCCCUCCUCUCCCCUCUCUGUCUCUCCCUCCCGUUCUGGCCCUCUUCGGUUGUUGUCUGGGUAUACACUAUAUAUAUAUGUAUAUAUACUUCAAGUUUUUAA